Messenger RNA from Schistosoma guineensis, 543 nucleotides. The record is from the annotation of a GenBank genome assembly. Lineage: Eukaryota; Metazoa; Platyhelminthes; Trematoda; Strigeidida; Schistosomatidae.
AUGAAGUUGAUUCUGUCAUUAGUUUUACUAAUCUUUUUGAAUAUCGAUUUAUCAAAACAAAUUCCAACUCAAUUAAGUGAUCAGCCUCAUGAGAAUAUGGAUUGUGUAAUGAAAACGAUAAAGAGAAUACAACAAUUAAUUAUUCAGUCUUCUGGACAAAAUCAAACUAUCACUGAGUCAAUAUUAGAAACAGAUAACUUAGAACAAAAAUUACAUUUGCUUAUAGCUACAGGUGCUACAACAUUGAUCAACGCUACAACGUUAGAGCAUGUACCUCACCCGAGUGAAAAAGACAUGGAAUUAGUGUAUAUUGAUGAAGAAUAUCAAAAAGAAGGUGGACUGAGAUCAAUAUGCAACGAACUAAAAAAAUCCUUCCAAAAAGGGCGACACCACAUAUAUAAAGUUAUUGAUAAAUAUAUAAGGAAGGAUGAUUUAGGCUUAAAAAUGUUAGAAGUUGCCAAAAUCCUUGGAAAACGCAUUGAAAAACGUAUGAAAUACAUAUCGAUGAAACUGGAUGAGAUGAUGGCCUAUGAAUCAUCUUAG